AUGGCAAUCACCCUAUCCGAUGACUCGUCUUGCAACGACAUCUACACUGGCUUCUGGGUGAACCAAGCCUAUGGCCCGCUCCGAGGUGCCUGUCUUACACUUAGCCACGAGGUUGGAGGUCUUUUAAUUGCUUUCCUCGCGCUCUUUGUCACCGCUGCUUCAAGCACUAUUUCAAUGUUAUGGGCAAGCAAAGUCUGGUGGAACAGAGCCACAAAUGCACGAAAAAGAACAAUCCCAGUUGCCGCUCUGGGACUGGCGGUAUCUGCGAAAUUCGCAGCAGCAGACUGCGGUCAAUUGCAGUGGGACAACUCUACUGACGAUGUCAACUUUUUAAGCACGGUCGCGCCUCACAUAAGUCGGAUUGUACUUGAAUCUUCAACAUAUGCGGCUCAAUAUUACAAUCAAAAGAAAGGGGCGUGUUACAUGUUCAUAUCACAGAGCUUACCUCAUCAGGCGAAUCCACAUGCAUCCUGCCCUUUUCAAGAGAAGAUCUAUACUAGUGGUAUUGACUCUGUUGAGCAUCUUGGUCUCAAUGAUGGUCCCCGGUUCACUGUCCACCAUCGAAUGCACUGUGCGCCACUGGAGACCAAGGGCUGUACAGAGACGGUAACUUUACAGGGCACGUCGUCGCGAAGCCUUGUGGGAUAUUUCUAUGGCCCCAGAGAUGGCCGAAACACUACCUUCAUAAUGGAAGUUCCGACUCACGAGAAGUUCAUGAAGAGCGAUGAGUAUAUCAUGAUCACUUGGGAAUUUCACCUUAAAUCGUCAAAGAUAAUCAGCGAGCUGUAUCAUCCUCACGCUGAUGUGAGUCUUCACCUACUUGACGGGUUUGGAAUACAGCAUCUACAACGAACGGAAGAUCCAUGGUUUUCGGCCACGAUGCGCCCUUCGGACAGAAUCGCAGGAGGAUCUGAUGAAGAUCUGGAUGGCAUUCCGAUAUUUCUGUCUGAUAUCCCUGGUGCUGUGGUGGGUUGUGCUUCACAGGCCUACUUCUGCAACCCCGACUUGCCCACUGACGUUGGCUGCGUCGACCAGCACACACAGCGUCUUGGAGCAGACCAAGAGACUGAGUCAGACGUAUUGCCCUCAAUAUGGCCAGAUGAAAAGGACCAGACCAUGAUCAGACCUAUUUUGAGCUUUCUCAGUACCGGUUUGCUUUUCAAACUGCCCACAAAGCCAUCAUUGCUUGCGAGACAGUCCCUCGUCGCCGAUGCACAAGUGGCUGCGUUGCCCGUCGAUCAGUGGCAGAUUGAACAAGAGAACUAUUUCAAGGCAAGCCUAGCCCUCAUGCAGUUUACGACGUUGGAUUUUGCCAAGGGUUCAUGGAUGGGCGGGGGCAGAUUCUGUGGGUCUGAAGACCACUGCCAAAGAGGCUGUCAUAGUCAGGCAUAUGCACCACUACCCAAUAUGACGGCGGAACGUUAAGCUAACUAUCCACAGAAAGUGAUGUCCUCAAGAUACUAUAGCUUCAGCGCCUGGUCGCUUGGCGCUGUGCUCAUCGGAGGCGGCUUGACAAUGCUGAUCGGUACC
Messenger RNA from Boeremia exigua, 1530 nucleotides. RefSeq lists its product as uncharacterized. The record is from RefSeq and is a predicted model, not a curated record. The coding region runs from base 1 to 1425 and encodes 474 amino acids. NCBI's taxonomy places the organism in Eukaryota, Fungi, Ascomycota, Dothideomycetes, Pleosporales, Didymellaceae. The transcript has 5 exons.